CUAAAACUUAACUACUUGCUCUAAGCUUUGUGACACAAACUCUGUCUCUCUCACUUUCUUUCUCUCAUUCUUAUUCUACGUUUUCUUCUCAUCUUUCAGAACUAGCUUUGUUGAGUUAGUUCCAGCAGGUUCCUCUAAUCACAAAAGGACUAAAACCUAAAAGGGUGGUGGUGGUGUUUGGAGAGAAACAAAGAUAAGAGUAAGAACAGAAGCAGUGUGGUUCUGAAGAAAAAAAGGGUUUGUUUAUAACACAAAGGGGGUGUGGGGGGUGGGGUUUUAUCCAAGGUGAUGCGCUCAGGAGCUUGUACAUUGCAACAGACCCUCACAGCGGAGGCUGCUUCAGUGUUGAAGCACUCUCUCGGGUUGGCACGCAGAAGGGGCCAUGCACAGGUCACCCCUCUGCAUGUUGCUGCAACUUUGCUCAGCCUAAGAGCCAGCUCCUUAAGAAGGGCUUGUCUCAAGUCUCAGCCACAAACACAUUCUCAUUCUCAUUCACACCCUCUUCAGUGCAGAGCCCUUGAGCUUUGCUUCAAUGUUGCCCUCAACAGGCUCCCAACCACACCUGCUGCUGCUGCUGCAGGCCCUUUGCUCCACACACAGCACCCCUCUCUCUCCAAUGCUCUCAUUGCUGCUCUCAAGAGAGCACAGGCACACCAGAGAAGAGGCUGCAUUGAGCAGCAGCAGCAGCAGCCUCUUCUCACCAUCAAGGUUGAGCUUGAACAGCUCAUUAUAUCUAUCCUUGAUGACCCUAGUGUUAGUAGGGUUAUGAGGGAAGCUGGUUUUUCAAGCACUGCUGUGAAGAGCAACAUUGAGGACACUUCUAAUUCAGCACCUUCUGUUUUCUACAACAGUUCUGGUGGUGGUGUUUUCUCUUCUCCUUGCUCACCUUCCCCCAGUGAGAACAACAACACUGCUAGUGUUUUCAGGCAAAACCAUUUCCUUGCUGCCUACACUUCUAAUGAAUUUAGUACUUCUCCUUCUCCACCACUUUUGUUCAAGAAGGCUUCAGUGUUUCCCAUCACUGAGUCACCACCACCUUCUUCUUCUUCCAAAGACGAUAUCAAGGUGGUGCUUGAUGUCCUCUUGAGGAAGAAGAAGAGGAACGCUGUGAUAGUUGGUGACUCAGUGGCACUCACUGAGGGUCUUGUGGGGGAGCUUAUGGGGAAGCUGGAGAGAGGAGAGGUCCCUGAUGAGUUGAAGUCUACACAUUUCAUCAAGUUUCAGCUUGCACCGGUUUCUUUGAGGUUCAUGAAGAGGGAUGAAGUGGAGAUGAGCCUCUCAGCACUGAAGAGGAAGGUGGAUUCUGUUGCAUCAAGUGGAGGUGGAGCCAUUUUCUAUGUUGGAGACCUGAAGUGGACAGUGGAAGGAACAAGUGAAACAGAGGAAGGUGGUGGUGUUUGUGGCUAUUAUAACCCUGUUGUUGAUCAUCUUGUUGCUGAAGUAGGGAAGUUGUUUUGUGACUCCAACACUACUAAGGUGUGGCUUUUGGCCACAGCAAGUUAUCAAACAUACAUGAGGUGCCAAAUGAGGCAACCCCCUCUUGAGACUCAGUGGUCUCUUCAAGCUGUUCCUGUUCCAUCAGGUGGACUUGGCUUGAGCCUCCAUGCUUCCAGUGUUCAUGAUUCAAAGGUGACAAUCUCCCAGAAUCCAUCUCAUAUGAUGGAAACAAAGUUCUUCAGUAACAACAAGGAGGAGCAGGAUAAACUCAACUGUUGUGAAGAAUGUGCCUCCAAUUAUGAAAAAGAAGCUCAAUUGUUCAAACCAGGACAGAAGAAACUGUUACCAUCCUGGCUUCAGUCUCAUACCACCGAAGCCCAUCUAAAGGAUGAGUUAACUCAGCUGAAAAGGAAAUGGAACAGACUGUGCCACUGUCUGCACCAGAGCAAGCAGCCUCAGAACCAAUGGAGCAACACUUUACAUGGAAAUUAUCACAGUUCAAAUGGCAAGAUCUACCCUUACAAUUCAUCAUACCCCUGUUGGCCAAACCAAGGCAGUGUCUUCACAGAUUCAAGCUCCAUAUCUUUUGCUGAUUCACCUGCUGCGAAACCUGCUUAUAGCUCCAACAACAUAGUCCCUCGGUUCAGGCGCCAGCAAUCAUGCUCCAUUGAGUUCAAUUUCAGUGAUGUGACUCAGAAAAAGCCAUCAUCCACAGCCUUGGAUUCUCUCAAGGGCAUGGAAGGUAAUAAUAGUGAAGUAAAGAUUACUCUUGCUCUUGGAAAUUCAACAUUCGGUGGUUCGGGGCAAACGGUCGAAAAUAUCAUAACUACUACUGAUAGAACACUGCGAAGAGCUCAUAUUUGUAAACUGUUGCAGGAGAAUGUGCCAUGGCAAUCUGAGACAGUUCCUUCCAUAGCUGAGGCAUUGGUUGAUUCCAAAUCUGCAAAGCCAAGUGCCACUACUUGGCUUUUGUUGCAAGGAACUGACUCUAUUGGGAAAACAAGGUUGGCACGUGCCAUUGCAGAAUCAGUGUUUGGCUCAGUUGAUUUUCUCCUUCACUUGGACAUGCUGAAAAACAACAAGGAGAAUUCAGCAACCCCAUUUUGUGAAAUGGUAGCUGGAGCACUGAAGAGCCAUGAGAAGCUUGUGAUUCUGAUAGAAAGUUUGGAUUUUGCAGAUGCCCAAUUCAGGAAGUUCCUUGCAGAUGGGUUUGAAACUGCAAAGUUUGGAAAUUUAAGCAUGACUGAGGAGAGUUCAGGCCAAGCAAUAUUCAUACUGACCAAUGGUGACACUAGGAGCAAUGAAGAGAAGAAAACCAACGACUCGGUGAUGAAGUUGGUGCUGCAGAUAAGUGAAACCAAGCCUACUUUGGAGUCUUCUCCACAUUGUUUGGGCCAGAAGAGAAGGGCUGAAAUACUUGAUUUGUUUACCAAGGUUAAGAAUCCAAGGGUUGAGGAGAAGGAAGAGGGUAGAAAAGUCUUUUUAAGGCAUUCAAGCUUCAACCAUCUUGACCUGAACAUGAAAGCUGAUGAAGAAGAGGAUGAUGAUGAAGGGGAAGAGAAAACAGGUGGAAGUAGUCCAAUAUCAAGUGAUUUGACAAGGGAAACAGUGGUUGAUCCAUUGAGCUGGAAUGGUGCACUUGAGUCAAUUGAGAACCGGUUUGAGUUGAAUGAAGGUCCAGAGAGGGAGAGGGAGGUGGCAGAUAUGUUUCUGUCAAGGAUAAAAGAGUCUUUUGAGGAGGUAUAUGAUGAUGAUGAUGGGGUGGUGGUGAAUUUUACUGUAGAGGAGAGGGUGAUAGAGGAAAUUGGUGUGGGGUGUGGUAAUUUUACUAACAGCAUGUUUGAGAAAUGGCUGAAAGACAUUUUUCAAAGCAGUUUAUUACAGACAGUUAACUUUGGUGAUAAGGGGAAGGAAGGGGGUAUAGGUUUUACACUUUGUUGGGGUGGUAAAGGAGAUAGGAAAUCGGAUAGUGAUGGGUUCAUGGGUUCAUGUUUGCCCAAGAAUGUCCAAGUUAACUACUUCAUGGAUUGAUGAUGACUGACUUUGGAUAGUGGGUGGGGGGGUUUCUUGUAAAAUGGUCCACAAGUUGUAAAAUGCAAGUGAGAUAGGCUUCGUGUAACUGCUAAUUUUCAUUAUAGAAUGUGUUUGUUUUUCUUCUGCUUUCAAAACCUUUUGUCAACAA
Molecule: messenger RNA, 3619 nt
Organism: Glycine soja
Lineage: Eukaryota; Viridiplantae; Streptophyta; Magnoliopsida; Fabales; Fabaceae
Product: protein SMAX1-LIKE 4-like
Exons: 3
Coding region: 289-3468 (1059 amino acids)
Source: RefSeq, a predicted model, not a curated record